Messenger RNA from Acanthosepion pharaonis, 4461 nucleotides. Lineage: Eukaryota; Metazoa; Mollusca; Cephalopoda; Sepiida; Sepiidae. The record is from the annotation of a GenBank genome assembly.
AUGGAGAGUGACCAGUUCACCAUAAAUGAAACUGAGAAAUUCCUGAAUGUUACUCUUCGCCGAAGAGGUUAUUUAGGUGAAACCUGCUUUAUAACAAUCAAAGUUGAAAAUGGUACAGCCAUUUUGGGAGAAGAUAUCCAGAGUCGUUAUGCAACUCAGGUGCAGUUCAAUCCAGGUCAAACUGAAAAGACUUGGCGUAUUCAGUUGAUUGAUGAUGAGAAAUUUGAAAAUCAAGAAAAAUUCUACCUCCAAGUGAGUGAUCCAGUAAUGGCAAUAAUUGAAGAACCUUCACGGGCAGCUGUGAUUCUUGUGGAUGCUGAAGAUGAAUCUACAAUUUUCAUCCCGGAGGAAGAGUACAGGACUCCUGAAACUGUCGGAGAAGUUAUGAUUCCAAUUUAUCGAACAGGUGAUAUAUCACAAGAGUUGAUGGUUAUUUGUUACACUAUCCCAGCUUCAUUUUUUUUUUUUGCUUUUCUUUUAUCAUUUAUAAUCUUUCUUUUUUGCUGCUUUCUUUCUUUUAUUUUAUCAGUUUUGCACUUUAAAAUUUGUUUUCAUUUCUUUGCUUUUACUUCUUACUUUAUUUUUGUUUUUUCUUCUAUUUUGUUGUCUCUUUUCCUUUUCUCAUUCUUAUUUUUAAUUCACAUUUUUCUCUUUUUUCUUUUCUUUCUUCUUUAUUUUGCAAACAUCAAUAUAUACAAAACUAUAUCUAUCUAUCUAUCUAUCUAUCUAUCUAUCUAUCUAUCUAUCUAUCUAUCUAUGUGUACUGCUCAAGGCUCUCCAAAUGAUUCAGAAACAUCUUCUUCUGAUUAUGUAACUCGUCCCAAUGACAGUAGGAGUGUGGUUCAUUUUGAUAAAGAUGAGACCAAAAAAUUCUGCAAAAUCAGUAUUAUUGAUGAUUCAUUAUUUGAGGAAAAUGAAAAAUUCAGCGUGAGCCUGUCUCAACCAAUAGGUGGACACCUGGGAAAACCUAACACUACAGCUAUUGUGAUUGAAUCGGACAGUGGAGAUGAACCUGUGAUAUAUUUUGGCAAUACUGAAUAUUAUGUUGAUGAAGUUGAGAAAUAUGUUGAUGUCAAAGUUUGGCGCAUUGGAACUGAUCUUUCUCGAGUGUCCAGUGUCACAGUCCUAUCCAAAGGAAUUGACCCUCGGUCAGCUGAAGCUGGACUUGACUACAUUGCUGUUAACAAGAUCCUGACCUUUGAACCUAGUGCCACAGUUCAGACACUAAAGGUUGUGAUUCUUGAUGACCUCGGCCUUCCCAAAGUUGAAGGAAAGGAAGAAUUUGAGCUGAUCCUUCGAAUGCCUGUGAAUGCCAAACUUGGGACACAAAGAACAACUCUGAUAUCAAUCAACGAUUCUACGUCUGACUUGCCACUGAUGCAGUUCAAGGAGACUGAGAUUGUGGUAGAUGAAAAUGAUGGCUCUGUUUCUGCUACCAUUGUACGCAGUGGAGACUUAAGUCAUAUUUCUACAGUUCGCUGUUACACUCGACAAGGGACUGCAUUGGUAAUGAUGGACUUUGAUGAACGACCAAAUACUAAUGCUUCUGUCAUUAGAUUUGAGCCAGGUGAAAGAGAAAAGACUUGUAGAGUAAAAUUAAUGGGUGACCACAUCCAUGAACAAGAGGAAGAAUUUUGUUUAGUACUUGGAAGUCCUUUCAGUCCAACCUUAAAGCAAGCACUUAUUGGACCCAAAAACAUCACACAUGUUAAACUUACAGAUUUGGCAGACAAGCCUGUGAUAAAAUUUGAGAACAACAAAUACUCUGUUAAAGAACCCUUUGAAUAUGGAGAGUUGGCAUAUGUUCGCAUACCAGUGGCUCGCUAUGGUGACCUUUCACAGACUUCAGUGGUUCGAGUUCAUACCAAAGAUGGCUCUGCUAAAUCAGGAAGAGACUAUAAUAGAGUCUCUAAAGAACUGGUGUUUAGUGUCAAUGUGUCACAUCAAAUGGUGGAAAUUGAAGUUUUACAUGACAAUGAAAAAGAAAUGCGAGAAGCAUUCACUGUGCACUUGAAACCUGAUAAGAACUUUGUUGCAGAAGUACAAAAAAACAAUAAAGCUAUUGUGUAUAUAGAGGAACGUAAAAAACUUGCAGAUGUGACCUUUCCAACUGAACCAAUGGUGGUAUCUCUUAGGGAUUAUGAUAAUGUUGAUCUUACCAACCCACAACCAAUUCAAGGAUACCCAUGUAUCUGCAUAACAGCGUGCAAUCCAAAACACCCUGAGUUCUCCAAGACUGGCAUUUUAUGUGAAAAAGAAGGCAUUAACAAUACACUGACUAGAUUCCGUUGGCGCAUCUCAGCUCCCAGUGGCGUUAAUGGAGUCACCAGUGAAUUGAAUAAUGUUGAAGCUAACACUUUCUUUACAUCUACAAAAGGAAUUACAUUGGACAGCAUCUAUUUUGGACCAGGAAGUCGUGUACAAUGUGGAGCACGGGCUGUGAAUGUAGAUGGAGAUCCUGGUCUGGAAUUACUAAGCCGCACUGUCACUGUUAGUCAUGAAGAAGGACUUUGCAUGGCUCAGAGUUUGAACUCAGUUGGAGCUGAACCAUUUACAGCAAAACUUAGAUAUACAGGUCCUGGAGAUUCUAAGUAUGCCAACAAAGUACGAAUAAGCAUCGUUAUCCCCCACAGAGAUGGCAUGUUCCCAGUUGUAUCCACAAGACGUUUAUCUAACUUUGAACUUAUACUGAGUCCAGAUGGUACAAGAAUUGGACAACAUCGUUGUUCUAAUCUUCUUGACUAUGAUGAAAUCCAGACCCAGUUUGGUUUCAUCACAAAUGAGACAAGGAAUGCAGAUGUGACUAGUGUAAUGGAGCCCUACCAAUAUAACAGCAAAUUGAGAGGAGAUACAGCCCUUCGGUUUUAUAGGAACUUGAAUUUAGAGUCUUGUCUCUGGGAAUUCACUGCCUAUUAUGAUAUAUCUGAAUUGGUCAAUAUAUGUGGUGGAGAUAUAACAACACAUGGACAAGCACAGAAUUUAAAGCAGUCAUAUAUGUCACUUCAUAUACCCCUGUAUAUCUCCUAUAUGUUCCACUCUCCAAUAAUACAACUGGGUUGGCAACAUUUUGACAUGGUAUAUCGAUUGAGGUUAAUAUUUGUUUAUGACACAGCAAGUUUAUGGCAAAAUGGCUUUGGUGACACAGAAGAUGCCAGUUUUGGAGGUUAUAUCUACCCAACAAGCAUAAAAAUAAAAAAUGAUGGGCGACUCAUGGUGGAUUUCAAGAGUGAAGCAAGAUUUCAUGGACAGUUUGUUCCUGAACAUAAAGGUUCAAGACAUAAGUCACUGGUGAUGACUCCUGAACAUUCAGAUUUAAUUUUCACACUGGAACUGAUCCACACUGAACCAACAUAUGAACAACCAGAACAAACAUGGCGUUUUACAUCAGACUUUGCUGUGAGGGAUUACUCUGGGCAAUACAAAAUUAAACUUGUGCCUUGUACUACUCCGCUUGAUGAGGAAUUUGCUCUGCCCCUGGUAUGUGACCCCAGAGAUUCAAUAACAUUCAGCAUGCCGAUCCGUUUGAAGCAAGUUAGUGAUCCAGUUCCGGUCAAGUUCAGUCUUAACACUGAAUUCUAUUUGCUGAAAAAACGAGAAUUAUGGCUCAGUGAUGGUCCAUUGGCAUUUGAUGAAGUUUCAAAUGUGGCUUUUAUUGAAGGUGAUUUGAUUUAUGGACGCAUCAAUAUUGAUCCUGUCCAGAGUUUGCAAGACUCAUUUUCCCUCAAUAUAGAAAAAGUUUUCAUUUGUUCUGGCAAAGAUGGCUACAUUCCUAAAUACGAUCCAGACAAUCAAGAAUAUGGCUGUGUUGUUGAUUCUCCCAAUUUGCAUGAUGUGUUCAAAAUCUUGGACAAAGGUGCAACGCAUACUGCUGAUAAAUUAUUCCACAAUAUUUCUUUCAAUGCUACAUUGGCUUCAGAGGAUCCAACAGCUUAUAAACUGACUGAAAUGCCUGGAAUUGAUGGCUUCUCUCUGUCUUCAAAACCUCUCUUCCAGGUGGAUGCUGGUAGACAAUGGUAUAUCCAUUCAAUCUACACAAUCCUUUCAAAAGAGAAUGCACACCAUGGUAUCGGAAGACGCAGUGUUGAUUAUCAUAUUUUGUCAUUUGUACCACAGCAGGAGUUGCAUAACCGGCAGAGACGGUCAAUCAAUGAUGUUGAAGAUAUUGGAAAAGAAGGAAAAGGUACAAACAUGGUGCUUGUACAACUCGAUCAUAAGAGUAAAGCUCCAGAGAGAGGAAAAAAUAAAACUGUUCAAUCGUUUCCCUUGAUUCCUAUUUUGGUAGCUACUGCAGUGGUCAUUCUCCUCUUUGUCAUAGCAGUCAUUGCGUUCUUGCACCAACGGAAAAAGACAUCUACACCUCCACCAUCACCAGCAAACACCUUCACAUCCCCGAGUGGAAAAACACACAUUGUUUAUGCUAACCCUAAUAGCAAGUUUGAUCCAGACAAAACGGAGGUGUAG